Molecule: messenger RNA, 8700 nt
Organism: Babesia ovata
Lineage: Eukaryota; Apicomplexa; Aconoidasida; Piroplasmida; Babesiidae
Product: ribosome binding protein
Exons: 2
Coding region: 1-8700 (2899 amino acids)
Source: RefSeq, a predicted model, not a curated record
AUGCAGACCCAGGUGUCCCGGUAUCUAUAUGGCCGUAUUAGUAAUUAUUUUACUUCCUCAUUUGGUUCAGAACACAACGUUGAAAAGGGCUUGUCCCCGUUCCUCACCGCCGUAUCGGCGUUUUAUGAGAGAUUGUGCUACGACCCAAAGCCCGGCAGUUAUGGCGGUGUAAACGAGCAGCAGGUUGCCGACGCACUCCUCGAGUGCCUCCCCAAGUUCCUCGCAGCGAUCUACUAUUUGGAGUACUGCGUGAAUCCGACUUUCAAAACGCUGGGUGGAGGGUGGUGGGAAAAGAACUGGACUGGGUGGGAAGAGGAUCGGUGGCACGUGUUCAGUUACCCAAAGUAUGGCGGUGACCUGCAGAAAUAUCUCAGAGCGCAAACAGGCGGCGAGUACGGUGGCCUCAUACCCGGGGGCUUCGGUGAAAACGAGGUGAAAUAUAACCCAAAUGUGUUGCACCGUGGCUACCCUCAGGGUUAUGCUAUGGUCGAUGACCUACAGGCCAUUUUGAGAAAAGCACCAUACAAUUUCCUCCGCAGCGUGUUCGUCAGUUCCACUAUGGGAGGUUCAGCCAAACCGAAAGAGAGAACCGCGAACGCUCUCUCGUUGGUGAGAACCUUCUGCCACAUUGUGGCUGCGGAGGCAAAGCAAAAUAGAGAAGGCGGAGAGUUGAUACAGAAAUUGAAUAAAGACCUUCAAAAGGUAAUGUCCUUAAAUUCCAUAUGUUGGAAGGACUUACAAUCCCAUUGCGCUCAGCUUGAACAACAAUUUAGCAGAUUGUUCGCCGAAAAACGCUUUGACUUUACUGGGCAGUCAACGGGACUUAAAGACCUUCAGACAGAGGAGCUUGCAGUCAAAGCAGCGGAUUGGUUGAGAACGAAUUUGAUCAAUGUGCGGGGGAAUUUGCAGCAUAUUGAGAAAUCUGCGAAAAAAGAUCUUGGGGAUUAUUUCACUAGAAAUCUCUUCCCCUACGGAUUCACAUUCGAUGGAAGGAAACGCUUCGAAAUAUCGAAAAAGGAAGCGCAGAGAUUGCCGACGGAAUUGUCAGAUGUAAUAACUGAGCUUCAGAAACCACGUGACGGCGGUUUGGAUAGGCUUAAAGACAUUUUGCAUGGUGACGGAGAAAAAACGUGUCAAGAGCCUCCGCCUGAAAAGAAAUCUGCAGGAACUCCCAACCAGGGCAAGAAGGCGGAUGUAACUCCAACUCCGUUGCCUCCAAAUCAAAAUAAUGAUCAAAGUGGAGGACAUUCUCCGGAUUCACCACAUGGAAGGUCUGUUCCACCUCCGCCUUCCGAUGUGACAGGAGGUCAAGGCCCGCAAGGGCCUACUGGUCCAGGGGAUCCGGUGUUAUCUCCAGAUCAAGUUCUGACAAAUCCACAAGUUGUUCAACCUCAACAACCUGCUACUCAACUCCCCCCAGGUCCUCCACCUCCACCGCCUGUUCCCCCCGGCCCCGCUGCAGCCCCUGGCCACCCUGGUACGCCAGGUGUAACGGGUCAGGGUUCACCGGCCGAUACAUCUCGAAGUUCACAGCCUACUGCCCCUCAAGUCACUGUGCUCACUCAGCCUACGAGUGUUUCAGGGUCAAGCUCUGGGUCAGCUGGUGAUCAGGGGAGUGGGCAAAGUGGUGGUGGAAGCGCCGCGAAAGGCGGUGGUCAACAAGAUACUCAAACUACAAGCAGCGUCCCUACUACGUCGGCUGGCACGGCGCCUGGUGCAGGUGGGAGUGGAGGGACUCAAACACAGGCUACGUCUAAUAAUCUUAAUAACUGUAGUGAUGGUUACACUUCAGGAAAAGGGUUGUCUGGCAAUGAUAUAUGUUUUCGAAAUUAUACGAUGCCCGCCCCAAAUAGAUCAUUCGACGAUAUAUGGCAGCCACCCCUAAAACAUGAACGUGACGAGCAUUUUAAAUCAAAAUCACAAAACAAUUCACGUAUUAAUGCCCACACCCUUCCUACUCAGCCAAGCCACCCUGCUUUCGGGCCUUCCCAUCAUCCUUCUGGUGCCCGAGGUUUUAAUCAGCGUCCCUACUACAAUCCACAGGAGAGGGGCGCCGGGGAGGUUGGCACGAAUAUGAUGGCUAUGCCGCCUUACGAAGUCAAGGGUUCUCCUGUUAACCAUCAUCGCAGUGUUGUACCCCUUUCCAAUGACGUUAUAACAAAAUUCUCCAUUUCUGGUCAGGCCAUGCCAGAUCAUUCCAAUGAUAUCCUAGAUGUAGUUGUGGAACAAAAAAGAGAAGAAGCCCAUCGACAACUUUUAGAAAAACAGAGAAGUGAGGCACAACAAAGGGAUGAAAUUAAGAGAAAAUUAAACAUCAUCGCAAGCGACGUAAAUGAAUCCCAGAAAAAAUUGAAGGAUGCUGCAGAAAAAGAAGCUGCUCUCAAAAAGAAGCUUGACGCUAAAUAUAAAGAUGCUGUAGAACAUCUUAGAAGGGACACUGCACAGAGGGAGAAGGACUCCGAAGCGUUGGAUAAAAAAUUACGAAGAUUGGUGGAACAAAAAAAACAGGAAGAGGAAAAUGAGCGCAAAUUACAAGCAACCCUGAAAGCUAAUCAUCCUCUUGUCAAAGCGUCCGAUUACUAUUACCAUUAUCGGCCUCAUUACUACAAUAUCCCUCCGUCGUUUGCAGUUGACGACGGCGGUGGAGUCACGCUUGACGGCGCCGCGCAGGAAGAUACAUCACGCGCAAUACAAGCUGUUAACGAAAAGCUUAGGAAUGAGCAGGACCGUUGGGACAGGCAUUAUGCACAACAAGAUAAACGUAACACGGAAUCGCGACGACGAGCGAAUGAUGAGAAAACUAGAUUCCUGCAAGAUCAUAUAACUAUGAUGAAGGACAUGGAAACGAAGAAACGGUUAGAAGGUGAAAAAAUGUACAGAGACGAAAUAAAUCAACGAGCUCAAAAAACAAUUGUAGGAAAUCCUAUUUUGUCAGAUGAUGCAUUUUCUCUGCCACUAGUACAGCACAUCGAUCCCCCCUUGCCGCCUACACCGGAUACCACAGGACAUUCUAUAUCCGAUCCUAAUCGUAAUCAACGCCUACCGCCGAUUACAGACAGAAGUAUGCUGACCGGUGUACCUCCUCCAGUUCCUCCAGCUGAAUUAGAAAUUACAAAAAUACUUACGCCUAAAAACACAGCAACAACAGAGAUGACCUUUUAUACGCCAGAUAUCAUUAUCCAACCCAAGCCUCCAACCAUCUCACCACCUUUCAUCGAAAUUGGACCUUUCGGCUCAGAAGUUGCUGACCCUAAAGUCGACCCGUCUAAAAUGUCUCCUGAAUUAAAACCGGAAUUGCCACCUGAAGCAUUGGACUUCGGCAUAUUCAUUCCCCCCGUCGCCGGAGCAGACGAUAACCCCGAUGUGAAGCUUCUGCCAUUCCAAGAACUCGUCCAACUUGGCAAACCUGUACCACACAGAGAGUUGUUGAUGCCGGAAAACGAAAAUGAGUUCGACGCAUUUGACUUUACCGUUUCCGCCACCGAUGGUCUUGCGAAAGAAGGCAUCACUCCAACUUGCCGUAACCCCUGGUACGUUGCUCCUUCCGCCACUGAUCCCACCUCACCAACCCUCUCCCCUCCCCGAACCACCGACCAUCUGCCUCCGCCCACCACCGUCCGGGAGAUGCUCCACUGGAUGGUUGGAAUGAACCAAAAGGGUUAUAUUCCUUUCAUUGAGGAACAUCUGAAAGACCUUUUGAGGGAGUAUAGCAAGGAUGUCUCACAAUCUCCAGAUGCAAUUUAUGUAACCGGGAAACCAUACACUCUGGACGCUUCUCAUGUCUCCAACACUCUGACCCAGGCAUGUCUCUACGCGGCCACGGUUCUCCACAAGAUGAAGUAUAAGGACUCCAAGGAUGCUCCAACAACUCUAAACUUCACCUCAGAAUAUUCCAAGCUUUGUUAUUCCGACGACCCCGCUCGCCUCCUCUGCCAACUGCGGGAGUACGUCUACGCCUGCUACCACCAGCUGGCGUUCCUGAAGUCGCAGUGUUCUCGGGAUAAUUCUCAGGGAGGUUGGCAGGAUUAUCAUUACGGUCAAACUAUCAAGGUGCCUUCCCCCCUCCAGGCUUUCCUGACUGACGCCCCCGACUCCAGCUUCAAGACGCAUCCCUUCGACCCGUCUGACAUAUGCCUCACGAGCCGCGUCAGGAUGGGAUUCACAAUGGAGCAUCUGCCUGAAUCUCAGCAAACUGGCAACGUCCUUCUCAUCAUCCUCUCUCCCGCCUGUGGAGGCGCGGAUCCCCUGCUGACUCUGUGCUCUUACCUCAACUGCCUCACCAGGCGGACGCCGCGCACCGCCGGGGAGCUUGUAACCUUCUUCCACAAUAUCGGGAAUUCACUGCACAAUGCACCUUCAAAGGUGUCUCCAUUGGGCUCCGCUCUCUCCAAGUCACAUGACGACUGCCCCGACUGGGACCGCCUUGCUGCCGACGACCUCCAUGUCAUCAAGGUGUUCAGAGGUUCCGCCACUCUCAACUCCAACGCCAACCACGACAAGAACCAUCCCAACACCCUGUCCACGCUGCUUGGCUGCGACAUCGAUAACGUCAACUGCCAACAACUCUUGAAGCCCAUCACCUACCGGGCCUACACCCUGUACUCCCCGAGCUUCGUCCACCACUACCUCAGCUGGACGGUGUACCUACCCGACAGACUUCACGAGUCACUGGAAAAGCUGCUAUAUGACCUCGAAAACCUUCAAUGUUCCAUGCUCAAAUCCCUCCACCAGUGUACCAAGGCCAUGCCCCUCCUCUACCUACACGGGAUCACACCGCCGGACAGGACACUGCAGUCUCCACUCACGUGCUCGGGUUUCAUCACCAAGCUGAGGGAAGUGAUCAACGGAAAGCCUAUCGUAAGCCUCAUGAACGCCAUGGACAAUUUCUUCUACGGCAUCCGUCUACCCUUCCUCUACACUCUGUUCACGUUGUGGUCUAUCGCCACGCUCUACAUCGCCCACACGAUGCUCUACCGCCUGGACAUAUUGCGCAUCCGCUCUCACCUCAUGCGCUCCAAGGCGUCCCACCUCAUCGACGUCAAGGCUUUACUCGCCGGCAGCCGCAGGAUGCCCUCGCUCUACAAGGACGACUACUUCGAUAAAAAGGCCAAGGAGGCCUAUGAAAAGUUGGACGUUCACGCUGAAUUGAGCAAGAAUGUUGAGAAGAUUGUGGACGCUAAUAAGGCAAUUAAUGAAGUUCAUAAUAAGCUUGGUGAUGUCCAUACAAAAUUGGGAGAGUGGAAUGCGGAGGCCAAGAAAGUGCUUGACGGGGCGAUUAAAAAUGCUCAGAGUGUACAUGAUGCCUUGGUGAUAGAUAGUGGUUCAGGGCAAUUGAAGAGGGAAAUUGACCAAAUAAGCUCAAGUAAUGAGGCAAUUAAUGAGGCAAAUAAAACUCUUGCCAGCGAAGUUGACAAUUUAGGUAAGUGGAAUGCCGCCGCCAGGGAAGUGAUUCACAAGGCCAACGAGAAGUGUGAGGAGAUACUUAAGAAAGUUAAGACAGAUAAAGGUUCUCCAGGUCCGAUUUAUGAGAACGCUAAAACAUUGAAUGAGAAGGCUCAGACACUUUUAAAGGCUGCGAAGUCGGCCAAGGAGGCUGUUGAGUCUAAAGUCGGCGAGGCCCUGAAGGCUGUUGCGGCCAUGGACACAGAUCUCAAGAAGGAUUUGAGGAAUGUUAAAGAGAAUAUUAAGAAAGGGAUAACUAAGGUGAUUGAAGAGUUGAAAGUUAAAGAAUUGGAUGCGAAAGUGCAGAGUGAUUUGGGGGAGUUGAGGAGUAAGAUUAGUGGGCUUAAAACAGAGGUUGAUAAAUCAAAUGGAGAGAGCCUCGUUAAAGAGGAAUUGUCUAAGCUUGCAGCGGAGAAAAUUAAGCUGUAUAAUCUUGCAGGUUCGGACAAAGGUAAAAUUCAGCAGGAAACUGCGGGCCUUGAAACUAAGUUCAGGGAUAACAUCCAAAGUCCGCUUAACGAUAGAGUCAAAGCAGUUGACACGGCGAUUGAGAAGCUUGGCGGGAAGUUUAAUAAGGAUGAUAAAAAACUUGUAACGAUUUUCGACCAUAUUAAACAGAAGGUUGGGGAGAUUAAGGGGAAGGGAGGCACUCCAAAAACUGGCAAACCUUGGGAAAUAGAAGGUGCCACAGGUCUGGCAGGCAUCGCACAGGGAGUGGAGCAUUAUUUCACUUUUUUCCAAGGUAAAUUCGGAGAUGCAGUCGGCGGUUGGAUCGAUGACAUUCUGCAGCACAACGGUGUGGUUAAGAGGCUGCUUGGCUGGGAGAGUAAGCUGGCGGAUACACUUAAGGAGGACCUGAAGAACAGUGGUCUCGGAGGCUUAAUUAAGUCUCCGAUUAAUGACAAAAUUGAGCAGGCAGCUGAUGAUGCAGCGUUCAGUGACGUUGAUGUUAACGCCGGCAUGAAGGACAAAAUUGAAAAGGUCAAAAAUGUCUGCGAACUGUUUGCCCAGCAUCUUGAGCAGAAUCUGAAAGAGGAGUUGAAAACUGGCGUUCUUGCCUUGGCCUUGAAGGCUAAGAAGACGAUGGUGGAUGAAGUUCCCGAACGGAGCAGCGAAAAAAGUCACUUAAAAAGUAUCAUAGCAAGUGCAGAAUGUAAAUGCGGAAGCUGCACCAGCAAAAAUCCAGAUUACUGCAUGAAAUGCACAGACGCAAAAUGCAUCCUCACUCAAGCCAUCGCCACCACGCUCCUCGUCGUGUCCUCGGUGUCCCGCCAGGUGGGCAAGGAGCUUCAUUCAGUGCUACUUGGCGAGGGAACCGCAACGAUAAACAUCGCACAACUAUUGGAUGAUGCUAAAAAAACAACCGAUGAGCUUCACGAUCAGCUUACCGCGGCGACUGAAAAGUCCAGGUCGCCUCCCAGUCUCCAAGGCCAAAAUGAAAGCCCCGCCCAAGCCGUGGACAGUAAGUUGACGGCGGUGAGGACAGAGGUUGAGGGGCUUGAAGAGAACUUUAAGAAAGUCAAGCAGAAUCUGGAGGCUGAGGUUGCCAAACUUCCCUCAGCCGUUGAGACUUUCAACACUAAAGCUCAAGCACAGAUCAAGGAAGCGGCCAAGACGGCGAUUGAGCAGGCGGUUGUGGAAAUCGAGAUGGACGUUGAUGGCAAAGUAAAACUUGAUGAACAUGGUCAGAUGUCUAAUUUCGAAAAAGCCCACAAGAAGAUUAGAGAUCAGCUUGACAGUGACCUCAAACAGAAAGUUGAUGAGCACAUUGGGAAGGAUGACACGGCAGGUGGUGGAACAGAAACGAAAGUUGACCUAAAUAUAUCCACUGGUUUCACUAAGUAUAAUGUUUAUGUUAAUCACAAAAAGAUGAAGAACCUUCAAGCUGGUGAGUCUCUACAAGGCGUUAAAGAGGAGGGUCACCUUCCACUGGCGAUCGGGAGCAUCAAGACUCUGGGUCUGAAAGCACUGAAUGAGGGUGAAGCAGAUACAAUAAUCAAAAACGGUGACAAAACCUUCACCGUUCCGUUCGGCGAAAUUACGAAACAGCUCGGAGAGAUCAAGGAAUUGGUUAGUGACAAUGGCAGUGAUGACUCAGAAAAAGGCGUCAUGAAAUUGUUGGAGAAGCUUCAGGACGCACUGAAUACAGGAAAGUUGGAGGGAGCUGAGAAAGGUCUAGAAGAAAAUAACAAUGCGAUUAACGCUCUGCAAACCGGCGACUUUAAAAGUCAACCCGAAGCAAUCGACGGAGCCGUCCAAGCAAUUAAGUUGCAGCUUGGAGAGCUUAGAGAGAAGUUGAAGAAUAAGAGCGGCAAGCCGGAAGAUGAUGUUAUUGAAAGACUGGAAGAUAUGAAAUUGCAGGGGCUUGGUGAUAAGGAUUGGACACCGAACGGUAAAGAAGUCAGUGGUCUUGGGAAAAUCGAAGAUGACCUCAGCACUGAAAUUAAGAAGUUGCCCGAAGAGACCAGAAAAAUCACCAAUGCCAUCGUCAACAUUCAGUGGACGCUUGCAACUGUAAAAAUUAAGUUGGAUCAUGUCCUCAUUGCUGAUGAUGUCAUGGACAAUUUGAGAAAAUUAAAAAUGAAGAUUGGUGAAGGCGAUGCAAAAAAUGCUCAACAGAUUCAUAAUUACAUUAGUACGCUGCAAAAGGACCAAUUUACUAAUAAACCCGAAGAAAUAAGAAAAGCCAACGAAGCAAUCAAACAAGAACUUACUGCCCUUCAAAAAGAGUUGCAAGGCAACCAGCCAGGCGACGAUGUCAUUGCAACACUGGAGGAUUUGCAAAACGUUGGACUAAGUGGACAGGAGUGGAAUCACGGAGAGAAUAAAAAAGGAUUCGCAAAAAUUAAUGGUGAACUUCAACAUCAACAAAAUACGCUGUCCACUCAGCCCACUGAUAUUCAGACAGGCAUUCAAGACAUCACCGGUGAGCCUGACAGCCUUAGACAGCAGUUGAAUGAUGGCGUCACCGAUAAGUUGACGGAACUGAAAAGCAAGGGGCUAACUGAUAAGGAUUGGAAAAAAGAAAACAAAUAUAGAAGGGCAUGGAAAUUUCAUAAGGAACAUCAUCAUCAUCCCUCACUCCAUCAAGAACUCCAUGAAGGAAAGACAUCACCCCGUCGCAGAGCCUGUCAAGGUCCGAGUACACGAUGCCGGAGCCGGUGUAGCCUUUGGAAUUCUCAUCGUACCCCAAGAAUGUUUGGAGACCAUCGCAGAGAUUUGUUAAAAGAUUUUUGCAUUCCUCACCUGCCUCAGUAA